ACGUGGCCGUGGGGGCCCCGCUGGGUGCCGAUGGACAUCGGGGCUCGUGUUCAUUUACCGAGGGGGGCUGGGCUGGACCCCAGCCCGCCCAGGUGCUGAGGGGGUGGGGGCACGCCCACCCCGACUUCUUCGGGGCCGCCCUGAGAGGCACCGACCUGGAUGGCAACGGAUACCCGGACCUCCUGGUGGGCGCCUUCGGGUCGGACACGCCGUGAUUUACAGGCCGUCCCAUCGUCCACGCCGGGGCCAUCCUGGGCGUUGUCCCCUCCAUGUUCAACCCCGAGGAGCAGGGCUGUGUCCUGGCUCCGUGCAUCAACGUCACCUUCUGCCUCAACGCCUCGGGACGGCACCUGCCGGGACCCAUCGCCCUGGCCGUGGAGCUCACCGUGGACGGGUUGAAGGCGGGGGCGCGGCGGGCGCUGUUCCUGGGGGGAGGGGCCAGCCGGCCCCUCCCCACCCGCAGCCUCACCCUGCUGGUCCCCAACGGGGGACCCCAGUGCCGCACCCUGCCCGUGUUCCUCAGGAACGAGUCGGAGUUCCGGGACAAGCUGUCCCCCAUCCCGGUGUCCCUGAGCCUGGCCCUGGACCCCCGAGUGCCCCCCGAGCCGCUGGCGCUGCCCCCGCUGCUGGCCCCGAGCGCCCGCACCCGCCUGGAGGCCAAGGCUCACAUCCAGCUGGACUGUGGCGAGGACAACGUUUGUGUCCCCGACCUGCACCUCGAGGCCACCGCGGACCGUCGGGCGGUGUUUUUGGGGGACCGGAACAGCCUCAACGUGACGUUCCAGGCUCGGAACCGGGGAGGGGGGGGCCUACGAGGCCGAGCUGCACGUGCAGCCCCCCCCCGGCGCCCUCUACAGCGGCGUCCUGCGCCCCCACGGGCCCUGAGCUGCGAGCUCGGGGGCAACGGCUCGAGCCCCCUCGUGUGCGACCUGGGCAACCCCAUGAAGGCGGGGGCCAGCAUCUGGGGGCUGCGCCACCCUCCCCACCUGAGCGACAGCAGCGACAGCGUCCCUGAGCUGCAGAUCCGCAGUAAGAACGCCAACAACUCGCAGAGCCCCGUGUCGGUGGCGCUCGCCGUGAAAGCGGCCACGAGGGUGUCCGUGUUCGGGGUGUCCCGGCCUGACGUUGUCACCAUCCCCGAGGGGGUGGGGGUCCCGACCUCCCAGCGGCUGCAGGACCUGGGACCACCCGUGGAGCACGUCUAUGAGGUGGUGAACGAGGGUCCCAGUGCCAUCAGCGAGGGCACCCUGGAGCUCAGCUGUCCCCUGGGCCACCGGGGCCACCCCCUGCUCUACGUGACCACCCACUCAGGACCCCCCAACUGCUCCUCCAGCCACCCCAUGGACCCCCUGGGCCUGGUGGAGCAGGAGCAGAGCCCCGAGAGCCACGUCCUGCAGCGCCGGGACACGGGGGACAGUGGGGACAGCGGGGACAGGAGGGACAGGAGGGACACGGGGGACAGCCUGGGGUGCCCCGAGCCCGAGUGUUUCCGGCUGAGCUGCCCCACGGGGGGGCUGGAGCGGCAGCAGAGGGUCAGUCUGCGCCUCAGCUUCCACCUCAGGACCCCCCCCCUGCGCCAGCGGGAGGUCCGGGCUCAGACCCUGCGCUGUGAGGCCGAAUUUCGGGUGAGGAGACUCCCGUACCGGAUCCAGCCCGAGCGGCUGCCCCGGCACCGCCUGCAGGUGGUGACAGGCCUGGCGUGGGCGCGGCCCGAGGCCGGGGGGGUCCCGGUGUGGGUGGUGGUCCUGGCCGUGCUCCUGGGGCUGCUGCUGCUCGCCCUGCUCUGCUACGGCCUCUACAAGCUGGGAUUCUUCAAGCGCUCGGGGCCCUACGGCACCGCCAUGGAGAAGGCCCAGCUCAAACCCCAGGCGGCCUCCGAGGCCUGAGGGGGCCCCCAACGCCAGGGGGGACCCCCCCAGGAGGGCAGGGGAGACCCCCCAGGGCUGGGGACAGGCAGGGGAGACCCCCCUCACCCCACCCACCCACACACCCACACCCACACACACACAAGGACUGUGUCACC
Myiozetetes cayanensis is the source of this 2023-nucleotide messenger RNA. RefSeq names its product integrin subunit alpha 5 (gene ITGA5). Gene Ontology annotation, cellular component: integrin complex; external side of plasma membrane. Gene Ontology annotation, molecular function: integrin binding. The record is from RefSeq and is a predicted model, not a curated record. Gene Ontology annotation, biological process: angiogenesis; cell-cell adhesion; integrin-mediated signaling pathway. Lineage: Eukaryota; Metazoa; Chordata; Aves; Passeriformes; Tyrannidae.